Molecule: messenger RNA, 1306 nt
Organism: Atta colombica
Lineage: Eukaryota; Metazoa; Arthropoda; Insecta; Hymenoptera; Formicidae
Gene: Zfrp8
Product: programmed cell death protein 2
Exons: 6
Coding region: 86-1156 (356 amino acids)
Cellular component (GO): cytoplasm; nucleus
Source: RefSeq, a predicted model, not a curated record
GGCACUUUUAUUUAGUUCCUUAUCAAUUUCUUCCAUCAAUGGACAACCACGUGGAUUCAAUUUGACGUUUCGAAGUUUCGAGGGUAUGGCAGUUGAUCUGGGAUUUGUAGAGAAAUGCGAGAACUGGCAACUCGAAAGCAGAUUCUUUCCCAGUAAAGCAGGCGGCAAGCCUGCUUGGCUCGAUCUGAAAAAUAUUCCCGGCAAAGGCGACUUGGAAUGCGAGUACUGCGGUGAUCCCUGUGUGUUUCUCUGUCAAAUCUAUGCACCGUAUGAAGAAGAUUCCAAUGCAUUUCACAGAACUAUCUAUAUCUUUGUGUGUAAGAACGCAGAUUGUUGUAAACCGAAUCAGAAUGGGAAUCUAAAGGUCUUCCGAUCACAGCUAAAUAGAAUAAAUAAUUUUUAUCCAGCUGAACCACCUGUGGAACAGAAGGACUGGAGAACGGAUAUUGAUGUAUCUCAGUGGACAAAAACAUGUCGCAUAUGUGGAAUUUUAGCGCCUAAUCACUGUGGCAAAUGUAAAGUGAUCAAUUAUUGUUCCCGUGUUCAUCAAGUAUAUGACUGGAAAAAUGGACAUAAAGAUGUAUGUGGUACUGAAGCAAAAAAUGACAAUAGUUUUCUGUUUUCUGAAUACGAAAUCGUGAUGGAAACCGACAACACUACAAUAGAAAAUGACCAAAAUGAACCUAAUAGCGAAGAGAAGGAAAUUGAAAAAUAUAAUUCAAUAAUACAGGAUGGCAAAGCUGGAACAUUUCAGAAUGAAGAUGUUAAUGAUGAUUUAUUACAAAUGGCUAACGAUGAAAAGAAUGAAACAUUUGCAGAAUUUCGUCUAAAAAUAGAUAAUUAUCCAGAUCAGAUUUUGAGAUAUGAUAGAGGAGGAAAAGUUUUAUAUAUUUCAUCACACAGUCAGAUAACAGAUGUACCAAAAUGUCCAGAAUGCAAUGGCAAUAGACAGUUUGAAUUUCAAAUAAUGCCGCAACUAUUAAAUUUUCUUGACUUAAAAGAUGUUAUCAAGAACCUUGAUUGGGGAAUAUUGGCCAUUUUCACAUGUAAACAAUCUUGCAUACCUAAGAAUAAAUAUAUAAAAGAAUAUAUAUGGAAGCAAGACAUUGUACAGGAAGAAAGUGAAUUGAGAAUAAAUCAAACAGAGAAAAUGUAAAAAAAAGAUUAUAUCAAUAAAAACUUUUCAGGUUACAAUUAACAAUCUGGAUUAAUAUUAAAAUCAAAUCUUAAAUUAAUAUUAAAUGCAAGAGAAAUACGUGCGUAAACGCAUAUUGCAUAUAAAAAAUAAAAAUAAAAUAAUAUAAAA